This is a messenger RNA of Brachypodium distachyon (stiff brome), 1910 nucleotides long. RefSeq names its product xaa-Pro dipeptidase. The record is from RefSeq and is a predicted model, not a curated record. NCBI's taxonomy places the organism in Eukaryota, Viridiplantae, Streptophyta, Magnoliopsida, Poales, Poaceae. The transcript has 16 exons. The coding region runs from base 40 to 1548 and encodes 502 amino acids. Gene Ontology annotation, molecular function: manganese ion binding; metalloaminopeptidase activity.
AACCCAACACUUUGGACUGCGUGCCGUCAAGGUCUCUCAAUGGCGGCCUCCUCUCUUGCUCCACCCGGGGUGCCCAUGGAGCUGCACGCCGGCAACCGCGACCGCCUCGUCAGCGCGCUGAGAGCCCAGCUCUCUGCCUCCGCCCGCCCCCACCGUGGCCUCGCCUUACUCCAGGGUGGCGAGGAGCAGACGCGAUACUGCACCGAUCACCUCGAGCUCUUCAGGCAGGAGAGUUACUUCGCUUAUCUGUUUGGAGUGCAAGAGCCGGGGUUCUUUGGUGCGAUUGAUAUUGCCUCUGGACAGUCGAUUUUGUUCGCUCCAAGGUUGCCAGCUGAUUAUGCUGUCUGGAUGGGUGAAAUAAAACCACUGUCAUAUUUCAAGGAUAAGUACAAGGUCGAUAUGGUCUUCUAUGUUGAUGAGAUUGCACAGGUUCUGCAAGAUAGAUUCAGUGAGCAUGGAAAGCUUCUUCUGUUUCUCUUGUAUGGAAAAUGUACUGACAGCGGAAAUUACUCGAAACCUGCUAAUUUUGAAGGGAUAAAAAAGUUUGAUACCGAUUUAAGUACACUUCACCCUAUCUUAACCGAAUGCCGUGUUAUCAAAUCCGACAUGGAAAUUGCCAUCAUUCAAUAUGCUAAUGAUGUGAGCUCAGAAGCACAUAUUGAGGUCAUGAGACAGGCAAAACCAGGCAUGAAGGAGUAUCAACUAGAAAGCAUCUUUCUUCAUCAUGCUUAUAUGUAUGGAGCCUGUCGACAUUGCUCCUACACAUGUAUAUGUGCUACUGGACAUAACAGUUCUGUUCUUCACUAUGGACAUACGGCUGCUCCAAAUGAUCGGACGUUGAUUGAUGGAGACAUGGCUCUCAUGGACAUGGGAGCUGAAUACAAUUUUUAUGGCUCUGACAUUACAUGUUCAUACCCUAUAAAUGGAAAAUUUAACAGCAAACAGACAAUAAUAUACAAUGCCGUACUUAAAGCUCAUAAUGCUGUCAUAUCACACAUGCAGCCUGGAGUAAAAUGGAUUGAUAUGCACAAGUUGGCAGAGCAGACAAUACUUGAAUCUCUCAAGAAAGAAAAGAUUAUGCAUGGUGACAUUGGUGAUAUGAUGGCUCAAAGGUUGGGUGCUGUUUUCAUGCCUCAUGGUCUUGGCCACUUGCUUGGAAUCGACACCCAUGACCCUGGAGGCUACCCUGAGGGCUUAGAGAGGCCAAAGGAGCCAGGACUGAGCUCCUUGCGAACCAUAAGAGAACUUAAAGAAGGCAUGGUUAUCACGGUUGAGCCAGGCUGUUAUUUCAUUGACGCUCUGCUGAGGCCUGCCAGGGAAGAUCCAAUUUCCUCAAAGUUCUUCAACUGGGAAGAGAUUGAGAAGUACCAAAGCUUUGGCGGUGUUCGUAUAGAAAGUGAUCUGUAUGUGACGGUGCAAGGAUGCAAGAACAUGACAAACUGCCCACGGGAGACCUGGGAAAUCGAAGCAGUAAUGGCCGGUGCGCCAUGGCCGUCACGUGCUUCUUCUUCCUCUGCAACAACACAGAAUGGCCUGCCCAAAGCCUGAGCACUUCCAUUUUCCGUGCUCGUAAGAAAAAAUAAUAGUAUUCUGUGAAGAUAGAUUGCUUUAAUAAACAGCGAGCCUGGGAUCGCAUUUGAUGAACAAUAGACAUUUCGUAUGUCCAGUCAUAGAUUUGGUGAAGCCAGUCACUUGUAGGCUCAAGGUCCUUGCAGUCAGUUCAGCCGUCUCUGUUCUGAACCAGCAACUCUAUCGGCACGAGAAAUUAAGUGAAUGAUCAUGAACAUUUUGUUUUGUGUCAUCGCAAAACUCCUGUGGUUUUCUUACUCAAAACAAAACAAAACAAAAUGAAAUCCUGUGGUUUGAUAAUAUAUAUGUGAGGCUUGCUUAAGCCUCGAAGCUGUAGUAUA